AUGUCGCAAAUCAAGGGUGGCAGAAUCGUGCCCAUACUUACGGGUCACGAUCCGCUUCAUCCCAAGUCGUUAGAUCAGUCUACGAUCCCAACUUCAAUCUCUCAGACCUCCGAUUUUGAUGAGACCUCUUCUUCUUCUUCUUCUUCGAAUCCCCCCAAUUUCUCCGCCGGUGCAGGACCGGGUUUCGGACCAGACCCGUAA
Messenger RNA from Penicillium brevicompactum, 201 nucleotides. RefSeq lists its product as uncharacterized. The coding region runs from base 1 to 201 and encodes 66 amino acids. NCBI's taxonomy places the organism in Eukaryota, Fungi, Ascomycota, Eurotiomycetes, Eurotiales, Aspergillaceae. The record is from RefSeq and is a predicted model, not a curated record. The transcript has a single exon.